Molecule: messenger RNA, 395 nt
Organism: Salvelinus namaycush (lake trout)
Lineage: Eukaryota; Metazoa; Chordata; Actinopteri; Salmoniformes; Salmonidae
Product: protein yippee-like 2
Exons: 4
Coding region: 36-395 (119 amino acids)
Source: RefSeq, a predicted model, not a curated record
CUUUCCUGCACCGCCCCCCCACCCCGCCCCACCCGAUGGUCAGGAUGACACGCUCCAAAACCUUCCAGGCCUACCUGCCCAGCUGCCACCGAACCUACAGCUGCAUCCACUGCAGAGCGCACCUGGCCAACCACGACGAGCUCAUCUCCAAGUCUUUCCAGGGGAGCCAAGGCAGAGCUUAUCUGUUCAACUCAGUGGUGAACGUGGGGUGCGGGCCGGCGGAAGAGAGGGUGUUGCUCACGGGCCUGCAUGCUGUGGCAGAUAUCUACUGUGAGAACUGCAAGACAACUCUGGGUUGGAAAUAUGAGCAUGCCUUUGAGAGCAGUCAGAAGUACAAGGAGGGCAAGUUCAUCAUCGAGCUGGCCCACAUGAUCAAGGACAAUGGCUGGGACUGA